AUGAACUUGCCGAGCGCCGAGCACCUUCUCUCCACGCCGCCUCGCAGCCUCCGCGGCUCCGAAGGGGAAGACGGGGAGAUCGAUAUUCUGGGAGAGGAGGAAGAUGAAGACGAGGAGGAGGAAGAGGACGACGUGGAGAUCGAAGGGAGCCAGCGGUUUCUAGAGCCGCUGCACCUGCCGGAGCCGCAGGGGGCGCGGCAAGGCGCGGCCGCGCUGUCCCGAGAGCGCACUGAGAGCAGCGGCUGCCCGAGUGACUCCCCACAGUUUGGCACCAAGUUCAGGUCCUCCGCCGGGUCUGCGGCGGCCUCUGGGGACGCCCUGCAGCCCGCGAAGCCCCCUUACUCCUACAUUGCUCUCAUCACCAUGGCCAUCCUGCAGAGCCCGCACAAGCGCCUCACGCUCAGCGGCAUCUGCGCCUUCAUCAGCGGCCGCUUCCCCUACUACCGCCGCAAGUUCCCGGCCUGGCAGAACAGCAUCCGCCACAACCUCUCGCUCAAUGACUGCUUCGUCAAGAUCCCCCGAGAGCCCGGCCACCCGGGCAAGGGCAAUUACUGGAGCCUGGACCCCGCCUCCCAGGACAUGUUCGACAACGGCAGCUUCCUUCGGCGCAGGAAGCGUUUCAAACGCCACCGCCCGCCCCCGGGAGCCCACCUGCACCAUCCCUUCCCUCUCCCCGCAGCGCCUGCCACCCUGCAUGGCCCCUACCCGGGCCUGCUGCUUGGGUCCCCGGCCCCACCGCAGCCUGUCCCCGGGACCUCCCCCUCUGCCGCCCCCGGCAGCCGCCCGUGCGCUCUGCUGCACCCUCACCCCCUUCGCUACCUGCUGCUGUCCGCCCCUGUUUACUCCGAGGCGCCGAGGAAAGCGCAAGGCGCGGACCUGGUGACCCCCAGCGCCGCCUUUCCGGUGCUGCAGCCCUCACUGGGCUCCCAGCCUUGGGAGGAGGGCAAGGGGCCGGCAUCGCGGCCAGCAGGCGGAUGCACCUCCUUCAGCAUCGAGAGUAUCAUGCAAGGGGUCCGAGGAGGGGGUACAGGGACCGCACAGAGUCUGUCCUCGACCCCGUGGGGCUACUGUCACCUGAUGCAGCGCCCGUCAUGCCUGUUGCACACCCAGGCCGCUGCCCCCUUGCUCCACGUGUCCGCUUCCGCAUCUGCUGCCCGGACCAUGUUGCAGCAGCAGCAGCAGCAGCAGCAGCAGCAGCAGCAGCAGCAGCAGCACCAGGGCUGUGCAAUCAAAGGCGCGCUGCUGGGCCUGCACCUGUCCGCCGCCGCGGCGAUGCUGGGGUGUCAGCCCGGAGCAGAGGGCUCCAGGCCGAAGUCGGGCGGAGAGGGCGCCUUGCCAGCAUUUUGA
This is a messenger RNA of Molossus molossus (Pallas's mastiff bat), 1347 nucleotides long. Its product is annotated as forkhead box protein D4-like 1. The transcript has a single exon. The record is from RefSeq and is a predicted model, not a curated record. Gene Ontology annotation, biological process: regulation of transcription by RNA polymerase II; anatomical structure morphogenesis; cell differentiation. Gene Ontology annotation, molecular function: RNA polymerase II cis-regulatory region sequence-specific DNA binding; DNA-binding transcription factor activity, RNA polymerase II-specific. Lineage: Eukaryota; Metazoa; Chordata; Mammalia; Chiroptera; Molossidae. The coding region runs from base 1 to 1347 and encodes 448 amino acids.